GAGAGAGCGAAAGGCGAGAGAGCGAGAGAGAGAGAGCGAAAGGCGAGAGAGCGAGAGCGAAAGGCGAGAGAAGAGAGAGAAAGGCGAGAGAGCGAGAGCGAAAGGCGAGAGAGAGAGCGAGAGAGAGAGCGAAGAGCGAAAGAGAGAGAGAGAGAGAGCGAAAGGCGAGAGAGAGAGAGAGAGAGCGAAAGGCGAGAGAGAGAGAGAGAGACGAAAGGAGAGAGAGAGAGAGAGAGAGAAAGGGGAGAGAGAGAGAGAGAGAGGGAAAGGCGAGAGAGAGAGAGAGAGAGCGAAAGGCGAGAGAGAGAGAGAGAGAGCGAAAGGCGAGAGAGAGAGAGAGAGAGCGAAAGGCGAGAGAGAGAGAGAGAGAGCGAAAGGCGAGAGAGAGAGAGAGAGAGCGAAAGGCGAGAGAGAGAGAGAGAGCGAAAGGCGAGAGAGAGAGAGCGAAAGGCGAGAGAGAGAGAAAGGCGAGAG
This is a messenger RNA of Oncorhynchus keta (chum salmon), 474 nucleotides long. RefSeq names its product RNA-binding protein 25-like. The transcript has 3 exons. NCBI's taxonomy places the organism in Eukaryota, Metazoa, Chordata, Actinopteri, Salmoniformes, Salmonidae. The record is from RefSeq and is a predicted model, not a curated record. The annotation marks the transcript as partial.